AUGAGAAAGCUGGGAGGACCCACCAAAGGCUCAGAGAUCAGGGAUAAUCUGACACCCCAAAGCCUAAUCUUCUUAGUGGACCAGGAUAAGAUGACCCCCUACAUACCCACCCCCCCAGCCCCCUCCAUACCCACCUCCACCAAUCCCCCCCAGCCCCCUCCAUACCCACCCCCACCAGUCCCCUCCAUACCCACCACCACCAGUCCCCUCAAUACCCACCCCCCCAGCCCCCUCCAUACCCACCUCCACCAGUCCCCCCCAGCCCCCUCCAUACCCACACCCACCAGUCCCCUCCAUACCCACCACCACCAGUCCCCUCCAUACCCACCCCCACCAGCCCCCUCCAUACCCACCCCCACCAGUCCCCUCCAUACCAACCCCCACCAGUCCCCUCCAUACCCACCCCAACUAGCCCCCUCCAUACCCACCCCCACCAGCCCCCUCCCAGUCCCCCCAGCCCCUCCUGGCCCCUCCCAGUCCCACCAGCCCCCUCCAUACCCACCCCCACCAGCACCCUCCAUACCCACCCCCACCAGCCCCCUCUCAUCCCCUCCAUACCCACCCCCACCAGUCUCCUCCAUACCCACCCCCACCAGCCCCCCCAGCCCCCUCCAUACCCACCCACACCAGCCCCUCCAUACCCACCCCCACCAGCCCCCUCCAUACCCACCCCAAAUAGCCCCCUCCAUACCCACCCCCACCAGUCCCCUCCAUACCCACCCCCACCAGUCCCCUCCAUACCCACCCCCACCAGCCCCCCCCAGCCCCCUCCAUACCCACCCCCACCAGCCCCCUCCAUACCCACCCCCACCAGUCCCCCCAGCCCCAUCCUGGCUCCACCCAGCCCCUCCUGGCCCCACCCAGUCCUUCCAGCCCCCUCCUGGCCCCACCCAGUCUUACCAGCCCCCUCCUGGCCCCUCCCAGUCCCACCAGCCCCCUCCUGGCCCCUCCCAGUCCCCCCAGCCCCAUCCUGGCUCCACCCAGCCCCAUCCUGGCUCCACCCAGCCCCAUCCUGGCUCCACCCAGCCCCUCCUGGCCCCACCCAGUCCUUCCAGCCCCCUCCAUACCUACCCCCACCAUUCCCCUCCCAGUCCCACCAGUCCCAUCCUGGCUCCACCCAAACCCUCCUGGCCCCUCCCAGUCCCACCAGCCCCUUCCUGGCCCCUUCCAGCCCCCCCCACCAGCCCCCUCCCAGUCCCCCCAGCCCCAUCCUGGCUCCACCCAGCCCCUCCUGGCCCCACCCAGUCCUUCCAGCUCCCUCCUGGCCCCACCCAGUCUUACCAGCCCCCUCCUGGCCCCUCCCAGUCCCACCAGCCCCCUCCUGGCCCCUCCCAGUCCCACCAGCCCCUUCCUGGCCCCUCCCAGCCCCCCCCACCAGCCCCAUCCUGGCUCCACCCAGCCCCUCCUGGCCCCACCCAGUCCUUCCAGCCCCCUCCUGGCCCCACCCAGUCUUACCAGCCCCCUCCUGGCCCCUCCCAGUCCCACCAGCCCCCUCCUGGCCCCUCCCAGUCCCACCAGCCCCUUCCUGGCCCCUCCCAGCCCCCCCCACCAGCCCCAUCCUGGCUCCACCCAGCCCCUCCUGGCCCCACCCAGUCCUUCCAGCCCCCUCCUGUCCCACCAGCCCCCUCCUGGCCCCUCCCAGUCCCACCAGCCCCUUCCUGGCCCCUCCCAGCCCCCCCCACCAGCCCCUUCCUGGCCCCUCCCUCCCAGCACCAUGUCCCUCUGAUAGCCAUUUUAGCCAGCAUGGAGACAAUGGCCUGGUCCGGGACUUAA
Molecule: messenger RNA, 1773 nt
Organism: Oncorhynchus mykiss (rainbow trout)
Lineage: Eukaryota; Metazoa; Chordata; Actinopteri; Salmoniformes; Salmonidae
Source: RefSeq, a predicted model, not a curated record